CUUUUCCUCCUAUAUAUAAUUAGCAUUACCUCUUACUCUUUUUCAAACCAAACAUCUUUCAUUCUCUACAUUUAUCUAUCACUUAGCUCAAGUCCUAGAGCUCUUUUCUACACAAGGUCUUAAUAUUCUUAUAACUUGGUUGAAGAUGAUGAGCAUGGGAGGAUCCAAGAGGAGGAUUGCAAGCAGGGGACUUGGAGGAGUUCUUAAACAACAAAGGGCAAGGCUUUAUAUCAUCAAAAGAUGUGUAGUGAUGCUUCUCUGCUGGCAUGAGUGAUUUCAGUAGGUUCUCUCAAAUGGGUAGCUAGAUUUUUAUGUUUGAUCAAAAGGGCAGCUCUAGUUUCUUGUUCCAUCUUGUUAGAGUAUUGUGGUGUAUAUAGGAAGAUGAUGAUGGCAAGAAUAGUGUUGACAGUUUUGUACUGAGUGGCCUAAUGGCUGGCUUCAUAUAUAUCAGAGCUUUUAGUUUUACA
This is a messenger RNA of Daucus carota subsp. sativus, 467 nucleotides long. Its product is annotated as small polypeptide DEVIL 4. Bases 146 to 274 code for a protein of 42 amino acids. NCBI's taxonomy places the organism in Eukaryota, Viridiplantae, Streptophyta, Magnoliopsida, Apiales, Apiaceae. The transcript has a single exon. The record is from RefSeq and is a predicted model, not a curated record. Gene Ontology annotation, biological process: negative regulation of cell population proliferation.